AAUUACACUUUUAAGAACUUUUGAGAUUCACCCAAUGGAGAUAAAAGUGAGAGAUGUCGGAGGGAAUCCGCCGAGUCUCGAGGAAACAGUCCCCAAUUUUCUCUGUUGAGAGUAGGGAGGACCCCCAGACAAAACUUCUUGGAACUGGUCACAAGGUAGGGCAGCAAUUUUGGGGUGAAGCUACUCUUACAGCUGUUUAUCUCAUUAAUCGCAUUCCAUCAUCAGUCCUUAAUAACCAAUCUCCAUACGAGCAUUUACAUGGUACAUCUAAUGAGGUCUACAAUGGCUCACCACAUGCUUCAACUAGUUCUGCAGAAGAUGAUCUACCUGCUGGUAAUGCAUUAGAUAAUUUUGAGCCUUCCUCUACUUCCUCAUCUAUAUCACCUUUUAAUGUUGCAUUUGAUAUUGUUAAGUCUACAAAUGAGCUUGUUGUCCCAUCCUCGAGUUGUCCUACUCGAAUGGAUGUGAAAAAUGCUUUUCUUAAUGGUGACCUAGAAGAAGAAGUUUAUAUAAAACCACCUCUUAGGUUCAACCAUCCUCCAAACAAGACUAUUCGAGGUAUGGUUCUUUCACUUCUUUAUGUUGAUGACAUGAUUACUACUAGAGAUGAUAUCACAGGUGUUGAAGAGCUAAAACAAUCUCUCAGUCAGAAAUUUGAGAUGAAAGAUCUUAGUGUUCUGAGCUAUUUUCUAAGGCUUGAAGCCACCUUUACAUAUGAUGGCUACUUGCUUUCUCAAGUAAAGUAUGCCUUCGAUCUUAUUUCUAAAGUUGAACUCAAUGAUAGCAAGAGUGUUUCUACACCUCUUGAACCUAAUGUCAAGCUCACACCUAUUGAUGGCUCUCCACUUUCUAAUCUUACUGACUAUCGACAGUUGGUUGGUAGUCUGGUUUAUCUUAUCAUGACACGCCCUGACAUAGCAUAUGCAGUUCACAUUGUUAGUUAGUUUAUGGCUACUCCUCG
This is a messenger RNA of Rubroshorea leprosula, 961 nucleotides long. The record is from the annotation of a GenBank genome assembly. Lineage: Eukaryota; Viridiplantae; Streptophyta; Magnoliopsida; Malvales; Dipterocarpaceae.